GGUUGAGAGUGUGUGUAAAAGAGGAGGGAACUGGGGUUGUGUCUGCACCUCCAUUUGGGUCGGGUGCGUGUGCAAUUGUGUUUAUGGGGCUGAGCUAAUAUUUGGCCUUGGCAUUUGGGAAGUGUCCUUGCCCAUAGUGGGGGACAGAGCGAUGGAUCCCGUUUGACUGGGGGUGGUGGUGAUAAAACAACACUCAACUUUGCCCAGUGGGUGUGGUCCCUGGGGCCGGUUAGAGAGGGGUAGAGGGAGGUGUUGCUCCCCAAAACCUGUGGCCAGCAGUGGACUGGGGGAGGGGGCAGGAAACCAUUUGCUUUCGUGGACAUGUCCAGCGCUUGUUCUCACGAUGGGACGCGUGUCACCCCGGCCCCACCCCCCAGGGACCGACCAGGGAAGCGUGGACGAGGUCAGCAGGGCCUCAUCCAGUCCGCAGCCCAGUGCGGAGUGGGUACGGGGGGAGCUGCUGUUGCCCCAGGAGACGACUGUGGAGCUGAGCUGUGGAGUGGGGCCACUGCAAGUGAUCCUGGGCCCAGAGCAGGCUGCAGUGCUAAACUGUAGCCUGGGGGCUGCUGCCGCUGGACCCCCCACCAGGGUGACCUGGAGCAAGGAUGGGGACACCCUGCUGGAGCACGACCACUUACACCUGCUGCCCAAUGGUUCCCUGUGGCUGUCCCAGCCACUAGCACCCAAUGGCAGUGACGAGUCAGUCCCUGAGGCUGUGGGGGUCAUUGAAGGCAACUAUUCGUGCCUAGCCCACGGCCCCCUCGGAGUGCUGGCCAGCCAGACUGCUGUCGUCAAGCUUGCCACACUCGCAGACUUCUCUCUGCACCCGGAGUCUCAGACGGUGGAGGAGAACGGGACAGCUCGCUUUGAGUGCCACAUUGAAGGGCUGCCAGCUCCCAUCAUUACUUGGGAGAAGGACCAGGUGACAUUGCCUGAGGAGCCUCGGCUCAUCGUGCUUCCCAACGGCGUCCUUCAGAUCCUGGAUGUUCAGGAGAGUGAUGCAGGCCCCUACCGCUGCGUGGCCACCAACUCAGCUCGCCAGCACUUCAGCCAGGAGGCCCUACUCAGUGUGGCCCACAGAGGGUCCCUGGCGUCCACCAGGGGGCAGGACGUGGUCAUUGUGGCAGCCCCAGAGAACACCACAGUGGUGUCUGGCCAGAGUGUGGUGAUGGAAUGUGUGGCCUCAGCUGACCCCACCCCUUUUGUGUCCUGGGUCCGACAAGAUGGAGACAGCCGGGCUCAGAGAGUCCCAGCAAGAGGAGGAAAUGAGAUUCGGACCAGGGACGGUUGUGUUUGCUUUAUCCGGGUGCAGAGUGUUCCUGAGGUUCGGAGACUGAAGGGAAGGGCAGUCCCUAGCGUCCCCUCCAGCGCGUCUCCCUCUCCUUCCCCAGACGGGAAGCCCAUCUCCACAGAUGUCAUCGUCCUGGGCCGCACCAACCUACUAAUUGCCAACGCGCAGCCCUGGCACUCCGGCGUCUAUGUCUGCCGCGCCAACAAGCCCCGCACGCGCGACUUCGCCACUGCAGCCGCUGAGCUCCGUGUGCUGGCGGCUCCCGCCAUCACUCAGGCGCCCGAGGCGCUGUCGCGGACGCGGGCGAGCACAGCGCGCUUCGUGUGCCGCGCGUCGGGGGAGCCGCGGCCAGCGCUGCGCUGGCUGCACAACGGGGCGCCGCUGCGGCCCAACGGGCGCGUCAAGGUCCAGGGCGGCGGUGGCAGCCUGGUCAUCACACAGAUCGGCCUGCAGGACGCCGGCUACUACCAGUGCGUGGCUGAGAACAGCGCGGGAAUGGCGUGCGCUGCCGCGUCGCUGGCCGUGGUGGUGCGCGAGGGGCUGCCCAGCGCCCCCACGCGGGUCACUGCUACGCCACUGAGCAGCUCCGCUGUGUUGGUGGCCUGGGAGCGGCCCGAGAUGCACAGCGAGCAGAUCAUCGGCUUCUCUCUCCACUACCAGAAGGCACGGGGCAUGGACAAUGUGGAAUACCAGUUUGCAGUGAACAACGACACCACAGAACUACAGGUUCGGGACCUGGAACCCAACACAGAUUAUGAGUUCUACGUGGUGGCCUACUCCCAGCUGGGAGCCAGCCGCACCUCCACCCCAGCACUGGUGCACACACUGGAUGAUGUCCCCAGUGCAGCACCCCAGCUCUCCCUGUCCAGCCCCAACCCUUCGGACAUCAGGGUGGCGUGGCUGCCCCUGCCCCCCAGCCUGAGCAAUGGGCAGGUGGUGAAGUACAAGAUAGAAUACGGUUUGGGAAAGGAAGAUCAGAUUUUCUCUACUGAGGUGCGAGGAAAUGAGACACAGCUUAUGCUGAACUCGCUUCAGCCAAACAAGGUGUAUCGAGUACGGAUUUCGGCUGGUACAGCAGCCGGCUUCGGGGCCCCCUCCCAGUGGAUGCAUCACAGGACGCCCAGUAUGCACAACCAGAGCCAUGUCCCUUUUGCCCCUGCAGAGUUGAAGGUGCAGGCAAAGAUGGAGUCCCUGGUCGUGUCAUGGCAGCCACCCCCUCACCCCACCCAGAUCUCUGGCUACAAACUAUAUUGGCGGGAGGUGGGGGCUGAGGAGGAGGCCAAUGGCGAUCGCCUGCCAGGGGGCCGUGGAGACCAGGCUUGGGAUGUGGGGCCUGUCCGGCUCAAGAAGAAAGUGAAGCAGUAUGAGCUGACCCAGCUAGUCCCUGGCCGGCUGUACGAGGUGAAGCUCGUGGCUUUCAACAAACAUGAGGAUGGCUAUGCAGCAGUGUGGAAGGGCAAGACGGAGAAGGCGCCGGCACCAGACAUGCCUAUCCAGAGGGGACCACCCCUGCCUCCAGCCCACGUCCAUGCGGAAUCAAACAGCUCCACAUCCAUCUGGCUUCGGUGGAAAAAGCCAGAUUUCACCACAGUCAAGAUUGUCAACUACACUGUGCGCUUCAGCCCCUGGGGGCUCAGGAAUGCCUCCCUGGUCACCUAUUACACCAGUUCUGGAGAAGACAUCCUCAUUGGCGGCUUGAAGCCAUUCACCAAAUACGAGUUUGCAGUGCAGUCUCACGGCGUGGACAUGGAUGGGCCUUUCGGCUCUGUGGUGGAGCGCUCCACCCUGCCUGACCGGCCCUCCACACCCCCAUCCGACCUGCGACUGAGCCCCCUGACACCGUCCACGGUUCGGCUGCACUGGUGCCCCCCCACAGAGCCCAACGGGGAGAUCGUGGAGUAUCUGAUCCUGUACAGCAGCAACCACACGCAGCCUGAGCACCAGUGGACCUUGCUCACCACGCAGGGAAACAUCUUCAGUGCUGAGGUCCAUGGCCUGGAGAGCGACACUCGGUACUUCUUCAAGAUGGGGGCGCGCACAGAGGUGGGACCUGGGCCUUUCUCCCGCCUGCAGGAUGUGAUCACGCUCCAGGAGAAGCUGUCAGACUCGCUGGACAUGCACUCAGUCACGGGCAUCAUCGUGGGUGUCUGCCUGGGCCUCCUCUGCCUCCUGGCCUGCAUGUGUGCUGGCCUGCGCCGCAGCCCCCACAGGGAAUCCCUCCCAGGCCUGUCCUCCACCGCCACCCCCGGGAAUCCCGCGCUGUACUCCAGAGCUCGGCUUGGCCCCCCCAGCCCCCCAGCUGCCCAUGAAUUGGAGUCCCUUGUGCACCCCCAUCCCCAGGACUGGUCCCCGCCACCCUCAGACGUGGAGGACAGGGCUGAAGUGCACAGCCUUAUGGGUGGCGGUGUUUCUGAAGGCCGGAGUCACUCCAAAAGAAAGAUCUCCUGGGCUCAACCAAGCGGGCUGAGCUGGGCUGGUUCCUGGGCAGGCUGUGAGCUGCCCCAGGCAGGCCCCCGGCCGGCUCUGACCCGGGCCCUGCUGCCCCCUGCUGGAACUGGGCAGACGCUGUUGCUGCAGGCUCUGGUGUACGACGCCAUAAAGGGCAAUGGGAGGAAGAAGUCACCCCCAGCCUGCAGGAACCAGGUGGAGGCUGAAGUCAUUGUCCACUCUGACUUUAGUGCAUCUAACGGGAACCCUGACCUCCAUCUCCAAGACCUGGAGCCUGAGGACCCCCUGCCUCCAGAGGCUCCUGAUCUCAUCUCGGGUGUUGGGGAUCCAGGGCAGGGGGCAGCCUGGCUGGACAGGGAGUUGGGAGGGUGUGAGCUGGCAGCCCCCGGGCCAGACAGACUUACCUGCUUGCCAGAGGCAGCCAGUGCUUCCUGCUCCUACCCGGACCUCCAGCCAGGCGAGGUGCUAGAGGAGACCCCUGGAGAUAGCUGCCAGCUCAAAUCCCCCUGCCCUCUAGGAGCCAGCCCAGGCCUGCCCAGAUCCCCGGUCUCCUCCUCUGCCUAGCUCUUCCCAGAGGAUGUGGUUUGGGGCAGGCAGGUAUGGAUCACAUAGGAUGCGAUACCUGUGGCCGUGUAUGUCCACAUGUGUGCCUGUAGAUACAUCAUCAAGCCCUUUGGAGCUUCCUAAGUUGCUUUGGCUGAGGGGAGAGGAAAACAUGGAUUAUUCACUCCCCCCAUACUCUUUGUGAUACACAUGUGACAUGUGAAAGACAUACGAGACAUAGCUACAUGUGAUGUGCACAUGUGUGAAGUGCAUGUAUGCGUACUGGUUGUUGAGCUGGGAAACCGUGGCCCAGGCAGUGGUCACUACAGCCUGAUUGGUCCUCCAGGUCAGAACGGUGCCCCACAGUGGUCAGUCCCCAGCCCUGUGGGCCCCCACCUCCAUCGCCCAGCCUUUUAUUACACACUCUGAGAGUGUCUCCAAUGCCUGUCUGACAAAGACAGUCCCAGCCCAUUCUCCUGUCUGGCUGGGUUGGGUGCAAGCAGGCUCUGAAUGCCUGGCAUUUCAGCUGCAUCACCUCCCAGCUCCUUAUUGCCCAAAUAGAGAGGGUGGCCCUGGCUCCCCUCCGAGCAACUCUGCAUUUAAUUUUGUAAUCUGGGAAGUGCCUGGUUUUGAAAAUCCGCUUUCUCUCACUCUUCCCCUCCUUCCUUGCCCCUGGCUGCUCUAGUGUUCUGUCUCCCAGUCACCUCGCUCUCCCAGCACCAGUGCCCUUCUCCUGCUCCCAGAUACUCUUUCCUUUCCUCUCUCCUGUUUUCCUUCCUCUGCUAUCUCUCACACCUCUCCCAGACUAUGUCAUCUUGUUCUCCUGCCUGGGUUCAAACUCUGCAUCCUUCUCUAACAACGUGACUACCUCAUGUCUGCUUCAAGGCCCCCGUGCCCUUCCUGUAUCCGCGGCUGCCGCGCACUCGCCUGCCAUCCUCCUGCCUCCUCUUCACUCAGUGCUUCUGCUUGCCCUGCCCCAGGCAGCCCACCCACGCCCAGUGCGGGUGUGGAGAAGAUCUUCUGGCUUCCCUGCAUCUUGCCUUUGGGAUUGGGAUCCAAGGGUUCUCCAUGGAUGGAUCCAAGUCAUAGAGGGGAAUGUUUGAGACAGGGAAGGGGGCUGUGAUCCAGAGGCUCAGAAUAAAAAGAUGCCCUCCCUUCUAUGCAGGGGGGCAAGUUUACUGGAUGGAGAUGAUUUGGGCCUCUCUUCCAGAAGAAGCUAAAGGAAGAGAAGGGGAGUGAGAGUUCAGGGAGGCCCUUCCCACCCUGUGAGGCUUGACUUGAUCUGGAUUGGGGAUGACAGGAAUCUCACCCUCUGGGGUGCUGGCAAGGAGGUCUUUGCACAGGAAAAGGGGUAGCUCAUUUCAGUUUGUUUUUUCUUUAAAUUGAAUCCUCAAGUCAUUUUCUGUUCACCUGCCGCACAGGGACAAGCUUGACUUCUAUUUUCUGUGUAGUGAAAACAAUGUCAUUUAUUUGGUUUUUCACCUCAGCCCUCUCAUAGGAGCAUAGAAUGUUAGGGUCUUUACUCCCUAAUGAUGUCUGAUUGGCACAUCAAGAGUUAACUCUGCCUUCUGGGCCAAAUUCGAAAUAACCAGUCCAUUUUUCCUUUUUUUUUUUUUUUUUUUUAAAUGGUGGAAUGUCUCUCAGCACAGUUGCGGCUUCCUCAAACCCUGAAAGCAUCUGUGUUUAUUAUACUCGGGUGUCACUCACUGUUGAUGUCUGCACCUACGUUUCCACCUCCUCCCCCUCCUUCAGCCAGCCUAUGAUAACACUAAAGAUUAUUAAUGUUGGUUUUGUAUCUCGUUAAAGACAGAAUUGUCACUUGUAGUAUUUCUGUAGCAUUCAGCGCUGCUGUGGCUAACACCACUGUGUAUGUUUCAUCAUUGCUCUGAAGGUCAAAAGCCUCAUUUUAUUUUGCUGGUUUGAUUUUUUUUUUUUAAAGAAGAAAAAAAAACUGCCCUGAAUUAAAUGGCUGUUUUAACAGUAGGCUCUUAGCAUUAUACCACAUAGUCAUUUUUCAUGUUCUUGUUUAACAGGCACUGAGGUUCUGGUUUAAAUUAAAUAGCUGCAAAUGAGACAAUUUAUAACCCAUUAGGUUGGGUGGAAAAUUGUUUCUCAAAAGCAAAUAAGUAAUAAAUCUGGUAUCUGCCUAUAACUCACAGUUGAUAAGAAAGUGGCCAUUUCUCACUAGCACUAUAUAUGAUUUGGGCUCUGGGUAAUUUGGAAGUGUUAGGUUUGUGUCUUUGUAGCAGUAUUUUUAUUAGAAAAGAAUCUAUUGGCCUUUUACAGGGUAUUAAUCCCUUUGUCACCUACCAUUGAUGCCUUAAGUUUUCUGAGUCUCAAUUAAAAAUCUUCCUUUUCUUGAUGCAUGACAAGUGUAAUCAGUACUUGCUCAUUUAUUUGUCUGUAUUUAGUUUAUGCUGUACUAUUUAAUUAUCCUUCCAGCGUUUUUUUUUUCUCCUUACAAAUAUGAUACUCUUUAGUGUUAAGCUAAGGCAUUGAUUCAUGUAUCUGUCCUUAUAAUGAAUUAAUAAACUAUUUUCCAGAAA
This is a messenger RNA of Homo sapiens (human), 6828 nucleotides long. RefSeq names its product immunoglobulin superfamily DCC subclass member 4 (gene IGDCC4). Lineage: Eukaryota; Metazoa; Chordata; Mammalia; Primates; Hominidae. Bases 344 to 4303 code for a protein of 1319 amino acids. The record is from RefSeq and is a predicted model, not a curated record. The transcript is spliced from 20 exons. Gene Ontology annotation, biological process: negative regulation of neurogenesis. Gene Ontology annotation, cellular component: plasma membrane.